AUGUUCUUGCGUUCGCCUGGCUGUCGCGUGGCUCAAGUCAAACACAGAGCCCUCGCCAUGAAUCCCUUAGCCAAGGGCCAGCUCGCGGGAGGGACAUCUGUCCGCGUGGUCACUUUGACAUCUGCUCUCCCUGACUCAGAGUUAGAAAAAAUGGACAACAUAUGUUUAGGUUACAGUUUUCAAACGCUUCCGCUAUAUGGCUUAGGCUAAUCAAAGUGGUACGUAAAAAAAAAAAACGUCGUCUAUUGAUUAAUAAUAAGCCAUGAUCAGUAUCCGACAGGAUGUUCAAGUCAUUUGUCCUUGUUGAUAUUAGCCAACCCAAAGAGCAUCGGAAUUCAUGUGUAAUUAGGCCUAUUUACCCCCACUCAUAUCCGCCCAGUACCAUUAGGUGAUGGGAUUUCAUUUUAUUUCAAGGAAAGUCAGAACAUGAAACACGUACUUUCAAUCGAUGUAUUGAAUUUUAAUCAAUUAAUUAGAUUGAAACCUGACCACCUUUUGAAAAUUCGUUGAGUAGCCUAGAUCUAUCGAAUUGCUGAACCAGGGCAGAGUUGAAAAUAGUUUGAAAUAAGCUUCAUUAACUUUGAGUGUAAUUGCCAUAGGUUUUUCAGUCAUGAACAUAUACAGUAUAUCCCUUGCCAUUGCGCGAACAUCAUUUAGGCUAAAUCUCAGGAAAAGCAUAUAGGCUACAUUAAAUUAAAAAUAUUGACACUUUUCGUUAUAGGCUUUUGGCUUAAUUUCUCAGCAAUUUGUUUAGGCCUACUCUUCACUCAGGAUUUAGUCACUAACGUUUCUCAUCAUCAGCACUUCCCUGUAUCGACAAUGAUACAGACUGAUAACAAUGACCACAUGGCCACUGGGCGUUGAUGGUAUAUUUUCUGUGUGAGACUUCAGCGGGUAAGUUUCGCCUUUUACAUUUUAGUCAUUUAGCAGACGCUCUUAUCCAGAGCGACUUACAGUUAGUGAGUGCAUACAUUUUUUCAUACUGGCCCCCCGUGGAAAACGAACCCACAACCCUGGCGUUGCAAGCGCCAUGCUCUACCAACUGAGCUACACUGGGCCACUUUUCUCGAGUAAGCCUAAUGCUGUCCCAGUUCAUUGGCAUGAAUGGUCGAGGGGGUCCCUGGUGUAACCACGGUAAUUACACACUCUUGUUCGGCCCUGGGAAUUAAAACCCUGAGGGGACCCGCGCGCUUUGUGUCACGAGAGAGAGAUGGAGAGUAAGAGAGAGAGAGGGGGAGGCGUGCAUGGUUUCAGGCUGGACAUCUGUCUCUUGUGUUUUUUUCCAGGGCGGGUAGCUCGGCUAUUGAAAAGAGGUAGUGACCUGUCAUCCCUGACUGAUGGGUGCGGGGCACUGGGAGCGACCCGUGUGUGGGAAAAUACCUCAGCCAAAGAGCUCGAGCAUUCACAUGCUAAUUCUGCCCUAUAAAUAAGAGCGGUGCACGGUGCGAAAGGCCUUACAGACCCUAGACUCAGCCGGGAGAGGAGAGCUAUACUCUAACUACACAACGAUACCGAGCGUAAAGGAGAGAUGACAGCCAGCACCAUGGCGCACAACGUGGGGAAACACUCGAGUGCCAAGGAGGAGAGAAAGGUAUUGCCUUUGUCCACGUGUGUGUGUAUAUAUAUAUAUAUAAACCUAAACAUCAACAGGUGUCUUUCUUCGGAUAUGCUCACACUUAGUGAUUAUCUGGUCCAGUUUGUGACUGUAUCUGGUCGCCAUUAACCUAUCACUUCCCAUCUCUAGCUGCGGAAGCCGCUCAUUGAGAGGAAAAGACGAGAGAGGAUUAAUAACUGCUUGGAUCAGCUGAAAGAAACGGUGGUCGGGGCGUUCAGUCUUGAUGUGAGUAGGCCUAUAUACACAUUGUAUUUUAAUUGUUGUAAAUGCUCAAUUAUAUGGAGUGUGAAAUACACAAUGUAAGUUAUUUAUUUGACCCUAACUUUCCAUUUCCCCCAACAGCAAUCGAAACUUGAAAAGGCGGACAUUCUAGAGAUGACAGUGAAACACCUGCAGAAUGUUCAGACUCAUAAAUUCAGUGGUAAGUGUCCGAUCAAGUGACUUGACUGAAGAAACAUGCAAGUGCCAGGAGUUUUCAAAGUUGCGCCUGCGUGUAAUACUCUAUAUAAGCAGCUAGGGGCGGUGUCGGCACGUUGGAAAGUUAGACACACUUAUGGAGACUGGUGGGUGUAUUCAUCAGUGAUUGAAUAACAGUCAAUAAGAAUAAUACAAAUAAUCCUUUGUGAGUAUUAGUACUCAUAUAGUUGUAUUAUUUAAUUUCGUUUUUCUCCAUAUUCUCUCUUGGUUUCAACUUUAAACAAUUGAUUAGUCAAGUGUUUCUUAACCCUGGUCCUGGGGACUCAAAGGGGAGCAAAAACAAAAAUGUUCACCCCUUUGAGUGCCCAGGAACAGCAUUAAGAAACACUGCAAUGCAUUAUACUAUUUUAUUUUGGGCAAUAGGCCAGUCUGGGUGCAAUACAUCCUGCCACCAACAGGGAGCGCUAUGACCCAUGUUUGACCCAGUGUCUCCUCCCCUUCACAGCAGACCCCACCUUAGGCCUGGAGGCACAGCAGAAGUACAGCACAGGCUACAUCCAGUGCAUGCACGAAGUCCACAACAUGCUGCUCAACUGCGAAUGGAUGGACAAAACGCUGGGCUCCCGCCUGCUCAACCACCUGCUCAAAUCCCUGCCCCGCUCCAGUGAAGAGCGCCCCUCUCAGGCCAACCCCAAUCUCAGGUCCAACGCCCACCCACCCAGCCAGGGGCCAGGAUCCCCCACUACACCACUCAGAGAGGACCCCAGGUCUGGAAGGCAGGGCCAGAGGGAGGGGCCCCUGUGCCACGUGGUGGGGCCCCAGGACAAGCCCCUGCUCCUGCCCGGGAGCCCCCACCUCCUCAGCCCCCACCUGGGCAUGCUGGAGAUGUGGAGGCCCUGGUAA
Coregonus sp. 'balchen' is the source of this 2935-nucleotide messenger RNA. The record is from the annotation of a GenBank genome assembly. Lineage: Eukaryota; Metazoa; Chordata; Actinopteri; Salmoniformes; Salmonidae.